Rodentolepis nana is the source of this 618-nucleotide messenger RNA. Lineage: Eukaryota; Metazoa; Platyhelminthes; Cestoda; Cyclophyllidea; Hymenolepididae. The record is from the annotation of a GenBank genome assembly.
AUGGUUGGUUUUAUUGCAAAAUUGAAAGCAAAACGACAGGCAAAGAAGGAACUUCGUGAGAAAAAGAAAGCUCAAAAGACGGCUCUAAAGGGAGAUAAGAAGGCCAAUCAUUCACAUUUGACUAUGGAAGAGCAAGAGAAGAACAGAAGUAAAGGAAAAGAUGCUGUAAAGGACUCCAUCAAAUCCCAUGACAAAGACUUUCAACAGUCGUCAGUCAUUACUCGGCCUACUGCGAAGGAGGAGAGUAAACUCAAAAAGGAGGAAGAGAAAAAGAAAGAUCUUCACGAAUACGGCAGUUCGGAAAGUGAAUCUGAAGAGGAGUCAUCUUCAGAAGUGCAUCCGUAUAGAGAAGCAUCUGUGGAGAGUUCAGAUUCAGAUUCUGAUGAGAGCUCAGAUGAGGAGUCUUCGGAUGAGGAGUCUUCGGACGAGGAUUCUUCAGACGAGGAUUCUUCAGACGAGGAUUCCUCCGAAGGAACAUCGAGCUCGGAUGACUCAGAGGAAGAUUCCUCUGAGAGUGAUACGGAUGAUUCGACAGAUUCAUCAACAGAGUCUGUUGAGGAAGUGAAACCAAAAUCAAAACCGAUAUCAAAAUCCACAUUAAAAUCAAGCCACCGAUGA